Molecule: messenger RNA, 2812 nt
Organism: Sapajus apella (tufted capuchin)
Lineage: Eukaryota; Metazoa; Chordata; Mammalia; Primates; Cebidae
Gene: SHD
Product: Src homology 2 domain containing transforming protein D
Exons: 6
Coding region: 1700-2722 (340 amino acids)
Molecular function (GO): phosphotyrosine residue binding
Source: RefSeq, a predicted model, not a curated record
CAUUAGGGGGUAUUGGGCAAGCCCCCUCAUGGGGAAAGAAAAAAAAAAGGUUCUGUCCUGGAAAAUUGGCCAGUGACCCCCUUUUCCUCUCCCACCCCCCAAAUCUCUCACCCUUACCCUCAGACAACGGCAGCUGACAACAGGCGGCCAGGACAGGCCAGGCCCCUCUCACUUCUGCCCCUCUUCCCGCCCCCCCCCCCCCCCCGAAGGCCACAAAAGGACAGAUGCCGAGGACAGGCUCCAGACACAGAUACCAUCUCCCUUCCCCAGGCCAGCUGCCCCAAACCCUCCCCCUGCCCGAGAUUAGUCCCCUGGGGAGGUGGGGGACAGAGCGGAGCUCUCUUGGGGGAGGGGAAGCCCGAUCCCCAACCUCCCUUCCUUUGCCCCCCUCCUCCUUCUCGCUGCGUCAAUAUCAAUUUCAGCCAGUGACCUCUCCACCAAUUUCCACAUCCCCACUCUCCCGGUCAGUUUCACCGCCAGACAUCUGUUCCAUUUCGGCCCUCCGUGGUGGCCAUUCCCACUCCCUCUGCCGGUCAAUUUCACCCCUUCUGGCGGUCAAGUCCAGUCCCUCAUUUCCCGGUCAAUUUUCCCCUCCCCUCCCCUCCUUCACUCCCUCCCUCUCCUCCUUCUCCCCUCCCCAGCUGUGUCCCUCCCAGCCGAUCCCCACCUCCCGCGCUCCGCGCUCGCUGCGGCCAGUCUCGGGAGUCUGGGUCAGUGUCCAGUUGCCGCGGCCUCGGCCCCGGAGACUCCCGCCCCCGGCCCCGCUUCCCUCCGCGGGCAGCGGCUCCCUCCCUCCCCAGAACAGCUGAAGGUCUCUGUCACCUCCGAGGGGAGCGCAGGGGGAGGGGAGGGGCGGGGGACGCGGCGGAGAGGAGGCGGGGGAGCCUUGACGCUGCUGCCCGGGACGCGGCCCGAGGCCGGUGGGAACCGGGGCGUCCUCCCGCGCGCCCCCUCCCCAGCGUCCCACCUUCCGGCCGCGCGCUGGGGGCGGCGGGGAAAGUCUCUCCGAAAGCGUGAAGGGGGAUUGGAGGAGGUUUUUAUUUCCCUUUGUGCGGGUGGCUGGGGCCGGAUCGAGGCGGCCCGGUCGGGGGCCGCGGGAUUGGGGCUCCCCGCUGAGCCCAGAGGAGCGCGACAAAGGAUGGGUCCCGCCGGGGUCACCGUCUCCGCGCCCCAACUUUGCGCGCAGUGCCCGCGCCCCUGGGGAGCCCGCCCGCUGCGCUGAGACCCCAGGCGUCCGGGCUGGGCGAGAGGCCGGGAUCGUCCGCAGGCGGCGCUGGCCCGGUCUCCGGACCCCAGAAAGGGAUCCCGGAGCUUCCCGGAGGCGGCGAGCGUUCGAUCCGCGCCGCGGAACCGCGCUGCCCGCGAAAACUCCGCGCGCCUCCGCGGAUGCCACUCGCCCUGGCCCCUAGCGCGCGGCGUUCAGGGCCCUGCGGGGCGCCCCCUUCCCCCGCGGUGCUUCCCCAGCCGGGCUAAGGUGGGCUUGUCCUCCUCCCUCCUCUGUCGCCUCGUUUUCCUCCCCCUCCUUCAUCUUUUCCUUCCCUCUAUCCAUCCAGAGCCCAGCCAAAGGGCACACCUGACCUUUCUCCUCUUUCCCUGCUCUUCCUCUCCUCCUUCUCCUCCUCCCUGGGGAAAGGGACCCGGACAAGCGCAUGUGGGGGCCCCUCUGACAGUGGCCGGAUUGGGGGUGGCAGGCGCCCAAAUGGCCAAGUGGCUACGGGACUACCUGAGCUUUGGCGGUCGGAGGCCCCCUCCGCAGCCGCCCACCCCGGACUACACCGAGAGCGACAUCCUGAGGGCCUACCGGGAGCAGAAGAACCUGGACUUCGAGGACCCCUAUGAGGACGCGGAGGGCCGCUUGGAGCCGGACCCAGCGGGCCCCGGGGACUCCAAGAACGCCGGAGAUGCCAAGUAUGGUUCUCCCAAGCACCGGCUCAUCAAGGUGGAGGCUGCGGAUAUGGCCAGAGCCAAGGCCCUUCUGGGCGGCCCCGGGGAGGAGCUGGAAGCUGACACAGAGUACUCAGACCCCUUUGAUGCCCAGCCUCAUCCUGCACCCCCAGAUGAUGGGUACAUGGAGCCCUAUGAUGCCCAGCGGGUUAUGAGUGAACUGCCUGGCAGAGGGGUGCAGCUCUAUGACACCCCUUAUGAGGAACAGGACCGAGAGACAGCGGAGGAGCCCCCUUCUGGGCAGAAGCCUCGGCAGAGCCGGAUGCCCCAGGAGGACGAACGGCCAGCAGAUGAGUAUGACCAGCCCUGGGAGUGGAAGAAAGACCACAUCUCCAGGGCGUUUGCAGUGCAGUUUGACAGUCCAGAGUGGGAAAGGACUCCAGGCCCAGCCAAGGAGCUCCGGAGACCCCCACCCAGAAGCCCCCAGCCUGCGGAGCGAGUGGACCCAGCCCUGCCCCUGGAGAAACAGCCGUGGUUCCACGGCCCCCUGAAUAGGGCGGAUGCGGAGAACCUCCUGUCCCUCUGCAAGGAAGGCAGCUACCUAGUCCGGCUCAGUGAGACCAGCCCCCAGGACUGCUCCUUGUCUCUCAGGAGCAGCCAGGGGUUCCUGCAUCUGAAGUUCUCACGGACCCGAGAGAACCAGGUGGUGCUGGGCCAGCACAGCGGGCCCUUCCCCAGCGUGCCUGAGCUGGUCCUCCACUACAGUUCCCGCCCCCUGCCCGUGCAGGGAGCUGAACAUCUGGCUCUUCUGUACCCCGUGGUCACGCAGACCCCCUGACAGCGACCCUCGGCCCCCUUUUGAGUCCUCGGGCCCAGGAUUGUAUCCCAAAGCCCUCCCCUGGCCUAGAAAAUAAAUAAGUUAUUGUUU